Molecule: messenger RNA, 1559 nt
Organism: Botrytis cinerea B05.10
Lineage: Eukaryota; Fungi; Ascomycota; Leotiomycetes; Helotiales; Sclerotiniaceae
Gene: Bczim17
Product: Bczim17
Exons: 1
Coding region: 252-749 (165 amino acids)
Biological process (GO): protein folding; protein stabilization; protein import into mitochondrial matrix
Cellular component (GO): mitochondrion
Molecular function (GO): zinc ion binding; protein-folding chaperone binding
Source: RefSeq, a predicted model, not a curated record
UCCCCAAUCUUCUACUCUAUCAAGAACUUUCAUCUCAAAACACUCUCCUCGCUCUUCUAUUGUUGAGUUUCUUUCCAUAGCUACUGUGCUGUACCUCUCAAAUCAAGUUUCAUCUGCACAAAUAGGAGGGUUUCCACACGAUUCCUCUCGCCGUCUCGUUCUCCCAUUGCAUCUCUCCAUCUUGCACAAAGAGCAGACAAAACAAAGCCCACAAGCCCCUCCUCCAAACACACAACGAAACCUCCCUCACAAUGUCUCUCAAAUCCUCCACCUUCACAGCUUUGCGAGCUCUCUCCCGACAUCAAUCUGCAAUCCCCAAAUUCCCCUCUCGUAUCAUCUCCCUCAGCCACCCGCGCCUCUACAGCACGCCCUCCAAACCCCUCACCGACCGCUCUUCCGACCCCUCCACCCCAUCAUCUCCCCCCCCGCGCGCCCCUCAACCCUCCUACGACCUAACCUUUACCUGCCAGCCCUGUUCCGCACGUUCCACACACCGCAUAUCCAAACAAGGCUAUCAUUCCGGCUCCAUCCUCAUCACCUGUCCCAGCUGCAAAAACCGGCACGUCAUCUCGGACCACUUGGGAAUAUUUGGAGAUCGCAAAUUGACGAUUGAGGAUUUGAUGAAGGAGAAAGGGAUGCUGGUUAAGAAGGGGACGUUGAGUGAGGAUGGGAAUUUGGAAUUUUGGAGUGAUGGGACGAGUACGGAGAGGAAGAGGGAUGGGGAUGGAGGAGAGGGAGAGGGGAGGUAGAGAGAUGUAUUUGGUUCUCGAGUUUUAGAGGAGUUGUACAAGUCAUUGGAAAUUAAGGAGGAGAGCUGUCAGGGAAGGAUAGCUUUUCGAUUAGGCCUGGGUCAAGCAGAUGUAAGGAGAAUAUGCACACAACCUCAAAACCUCAUGAUACAUCACACUGGACCAACCCAAUCGCCAAGAAACAAUCCAACUACCACCGAAUACCACCGAAUAACACCAAUUGCAGUCCUAAAACAAACAAACACAUCAUCCAGCACACAACCUCAAACCCUCAAAACCCACAACACUCUCCUCUACGAAAGAAUGCUCAGAGAACACACACACACACACACCUCCAAAAAAGCAACUCCAAACUCCACAAACCAAAAUCAAUGUACAAAAAGUUUCAGCGUCGACGGAUUCAAAAAUGUAAUAAUACCCAUACCAAAUCAAAUCAAAUAAAAUCAACGUCACAUUACAUCAUACUUGCAUAUACAUACACACAAAAUACUUAUUUUAAAUCACAUCUCAUGCAAAAAUUCAAAAAUUCACAAAUUCAAUAAAGAAUCCACUUCCCCCGAUCGGAGAUACCUAUAUCUACAUCUACAUCGUACGUACCGACGUAGCUCACCAAAUAUUUGUAAUUAUGAUCAUGACCAUGACCAUGAGAUACAUGAGAUAUAUAAGAUACAUGAGAUACGUGAGAUGAGAUGAGAUGAACGAUGCUUAGGAUAUAUAUACAUACAUAUAUACAUACAUAUAUAUAAUCUUCAACAAAUCUAAAAUCAAAUCAAAUCAAAUCAACAAUCACUACGCACAUAAGAGUACACA